Scophthalmus maximus (turbot) is the source of this 1774-nucleotide messenger RNA. RefSeq lists its product as uncharacterized. The coding region runs from base 470 to 814 and encodes 114 amino acids. The record is from RefSeq and is a predicted model, not a curated record. The transcript has 6 exons. Lineage: Eukaryota; Metazoa; Chordata; Actinopteri; Pleuronectiformes; Scophthalmidae.
UACAACAUCGCAGUCAGAUUUCCAUCGCAGGGAGAAAGAGGAAGGGGACGCCGCUGAACCCGCACGGGGAGAUGUGGAUUGUUUUAAGGUUCUGCGAAUAGUAGUAAUUCAUGAGAGAGAGAGAGAGAAAACACAUAGUCAGUCGUAUUCGCAGUCGUUCGACUCGCGGCGGUGUGUUCUCCUCAGCGGGCGCUGCUCGGAUCACUCUCCCACCGUGACCAGGCCAUGAGCUCCAGCAGCGGUCCGACCAGACAGCUGGCAGACGGACUGACUGCAGCUGCACCGCUGCGGGUGCCCGCGUCGAGCCGAGAGGAGCAGCCUCGGUCUGUGCGGCUCCUCUGUCUGGAGUGAAGCCUCCCCCCCUCCCCCGCGACCCGAACCUGAGGAAGGAACCCUGCACCAUGGAGGAACCACAGAGGCGUGCCCGUCAUGCCCAGGGCUGAGGAGGAGAGCAGCUGAAGAGGAGGAGAUGGGCUGCACCUCGGCCAAGCAGGUGUCUGCCGUGCCAAACGGUGAGGAGAGCCAGAGUAAAGCCUACAUCAACGGGGACCUCCACUCCGAUGAGUACAAGAUGAAAGGAGUGGAGAGAGUCAAGUACAUCAGUGGAGAAGAUGGUGGAGUGGACGGCCAGGACAGCACCGAGAAAAGUGCUCUCCUUGGGAGAGGCCAACAUACGGACGACACAGGAUCGAACGGAAACGAUAAGAUCCUGAGCAUCCACUCCUCCGAGAGUCAGCAGGAAUUCUUCAGGAUGUUGGACGAGAAAAUUGAAAAGGGCCGGGACUACUGCUCAGAGGAGGAGGACAUGACAUAGCGCUGUGGUCAUGCAUCCAUCAGUCCCAAAAUGAGAGGAACUGUCACUCCAGUGUUACGGAUGGACCGUACCAUAUGAUAUCAUAUCCAAGGGGGAAUCUGUCUUGUUCCCACUGUCCCUUUAUAUGUACACGCCUGAGAAGAAUGGAUCACUGACUUGGAUCAAGCACCUUUUUGACAUCCUGCCCCGCAACCUGCUUUGUUCUGGCUUAAACCCUGAGAAAGACUCAAAAUCGAAAUCAAAGAGGGUUCAGUAUUUAUACGUGUGCAAAGCUCUCCGAGGGGAGAGAGCAUUGAGGUUUACUUCUACUGAUGAAGCCAUUGAAAUAUUGGGAUCUUGAGGAAAACCCACUUCUCUUUCUCUGUUUGGAGAAAAAAAACUCCUGAGAUGUCAAUAUACGUGGUAGUUGUCCAGAUUUCCUGUAGACAUUCUAAACACAGACUGUUAAAAAUCCAACAGCGAGAAAUGACCAGCACUGUUGUGGACACUGACAAAGUGAAAACGGUGUCUCUAUCUGCAUUACUUUGAAAGUAUUGUCCUUGAGCUCUUCCCUGAACAGGUUGGAAACUUACUGCAUUCCGAGACACAGUAUGUACCUCUUUUAUACAGCAAGACGACCAGUGCAGCGUUUGUCCGACCACGUCUGUUACUGUUGAGUAUUUAUGUUUAAAUAAGGCUCAGGGCUGAAGUGUUGUAAUCUUUGUCCCACGUAGUCGAGUCCUUCCUCUCAUCAAGACACUGCUGCACCAUUAAAACGACGUACACGCACUCACACAGCCGGGUCGCUGACGUGCCCCCGCUUCGGUAUCUGUUCCAUGUUAAACCCUGCAGGGUGGACACUGCCACGUCACCUAUUAGUCCGAUCAUGUGUUUUGCUCACCAGUGUUAUGUUGUGGCGUUCAGUUUGUAAGUUGAAUUUUUUGUUUUUCUAGAAAAAUUAAAAGUGUUUUCUGUAACUUA